This is a messenger RNA of Drosophila miranda, 1378 nucleotides long. RefSeq names its product RNA polymerase II degradation factor 1-like. The transcript has 2 exons. The record is from RefSeq and is a predicted model, not a curated record. Bases 131 to 1237 code for a protein of 368 amino acids. Lineage: Eukaryota; Metazoa; Arthropoda; Insecta; Diptera; Drosophilidae.
GUCAAAGUCACAUAGGCUAACAGAGCCAAAUGUCAAUCGGUGCUUAAAUAGGGAACGAGACGAAAAAAAGGCCUACAACGACAAAUAGUAAAACAAACGGUGGAGAGGUAUAGACGGUUAAAAAAGGGAGAUGAAGCGCCGAUUUGAACACGAGGAGACCUCCGAUAGCGGAGAAGAGGUGGAACUGACCGACGGUGCGCGCGCGCCAACCGCUGCAGAGAAGGCCAGAUGGAGGCAGCAGCGAAGGGCGGACCCGGACGUAGGAGCCAAAAAGCCGCUGACCCUACGCGACAGAUUCGAGGCGGUGAAGCGGAGGUUUCUGCAGGCGAUGCCGGAGGAAAAGCGCAGGAUCCACCGGGUGCUGGAGGCGGCGCUGGCGAUGAGUCGUCGGAAGCGCGAGCGGAAGGAGGCGCUGCGACGACAGGCGGAAGAGGGCACCGGCACAAAGAAGCCCGGCGAGGAGAGCGACGAGGCGCCGCCACCCCCACCAUUCCGGGUGGUGCUGCCGCCGAUGCAGCCCCAGGCCGAGGAGCCGGAGGCCAAGGGGGCGCAAACCCAGGCCACGGGCGAGCUGCCGGGGUCGACCCAAGCCCAGCCCACGGAUCCCGAGUCCGAGUGGCAGCGGCGGCUGCAGCAGGCCGAGGAGGAGGAGGAGGAAAUGUGGCAGCCAACGCCACAGUCCGAGGACGACGAGGGCCCAGCGCGGCAUGAACAGCAGGCCGAGGAGGAAGAGCAGCAGAAUCAGCAGCAGCAGUGGCAGCGCCAAGGGCAGCAGCAUCAGCAGCAGCAGUGGCAGCAGUGGAGAGGACCCGAGGCGGCAGUGAUGGGCCCGUACGUGUCGCAAGAAGUGCGGACCGCCGUGCGACAGGGGAUGGUGUGGCACCACCAAACCCUGCACAUCACGUGGGCCUCGGGGCCCGCGCCAUGUGAAGCCCAGCCAGAGGCCGGUGCUCGGGUAUGGGAGGAACCUCCCCGAGGCAGCAACAGCAGGGACCCGCGGAGGAGGGACCCCGGACCCGCCCCCACGACCGGGACGGCAGAGGCCGAUGCGGCGGCCGAAUCAGCGGCGACGGCAGAGCCAACCGAGACGGCAGCGACCGAGACGCCGGCUGCGGAGACAGAGAGGGCCGAGGCGGCGGCGGCCGAAGCAGCGGCGACGGCGACGGCAGAGACAACGGCAGUGGGCGGCGGUGACCCGCGCGCAAGCCCAAAUCCGGCUCGUGGGGAGGAGGAUUAAGAAGCUGGUCAGCGAGCGGGCCACCCGAUACCACAUCGCGAUGUCGGCCGCACGCACGGAGGUGUUCCGGGAGCAAAAGCAGUAAAAAACGGGCAAGUAAGAAAAAAAGGAAAGAAAAGAGAAGCACACAUUUAAGAAAAA